Molecule: messenger RNA, 786 nt
Organism: Pocillopora verrucosa
Lineage: Eukaryota; Metazoa; Cnidaria; Anthozoa; Scleractinia; Pocilloporidae
Source: RefSeq, a predicted model, not a curated record
AUGUAUGACAAACUGAUAAAAUGUCCACGGCCUUCUGUUACGUGCAAGAAAGUCGAACUACGUGCGUGUGAUUUCCUCCCCGAAAAGUGUAUGUCAUUGAUCUGUCACGGGGAGCUACGUGAAAUAGUCUCUUGCCAUAAACGUGGGCAUGCUGAAAAACGAAGUCUUGAAAACAUUCAAGAGGAUUAUGAUAAGUUUGUAGCAGAUGGCUCUGUUACAAGUCGACAGAAGUUUUAUCACAAUGUGAUUCACGAGAAACUGCUGGACAUUGAAUUGGACAAAGUUUGUGUUCCUGGACUUCACAUUAGCUUGGGUGUGUUUAAGAAACUGUUUGACGAACUAGAGAACCAGUGCUUUGAGCUGGACAAAAAAAUUCAAAUGGUGCUAGCAGGAGACAGUGAAGAGAAUGAUGAGAAAAUCCAGGCAUUCAGAGCUGCCCAACUACAUACCAGACAAGCACAACAAUUUAAUGAAAAAGCCAAUUAUUUACAGGAGUUGCUGAAUUUACAAAGUCUGCAUGCUAAUGUUGAUAUCAUGCCUGCCUACUUUACACUACUACAGGAGGAGAUAGACAAACUCCUUGGCAAUGCAAAGGAGGAGGAAAAGCUUGCAGAUGAACAAAUGGAAUUGGCUGCCUUUGAGAAAGCCAAUGGACCACUAUCGGUUCAUUUGGAUGAGGUUCUCAAGAAAAUGAAUGUUGAGAGACAAGCUUAUCAUGGAAAAUCAUUCAUUGGUAACCAUGUACACACUUGCUGCAAGGUAACACAAAUUCUACCCUUAGAGUAG